AUGCCCAAGCACAAGGCCAAGAACGGGGCAGCGCGCGUGGGCGGAAAGCAGAGCCACCCUCAACACCCUUACCAUGUGGACGACAAGCCCCGCCCGGCCUCCGCGACCGCUUCACCCACUGCUGACGCGCCCUCAACGAGCACGGACAUGUCCAACGGCAACGGCAACGAGGGAGGAAGCGGCAAGAGGAAGAGGAAGAACCGUCCCAGCAGCAAGCCCAAGCAGACUGGUGACGCGGCUCCUGCCUCUGCCGCCUCCGCGCAGCCCCCAGCGUCCUCCGACGACACCGCUGUGGACGCCAACUCGCAGUCGCACCACCCCAACGGCCAGGACGACGUGACGGACGAGAUCGCCGCCCCCAUGACCAACGGGGCGUCGUCAAGCUCCCGAGACUCUUCUAUCGCCGCCUCAGACUCCAAAUCCGGGAAGCCCUUCCUCAAAGACGAGGUCGCCGAGCUCAAAGCCUUGCUGCAGGCUGCUCGGGACCAGGUGUCUUCUAUCAACGAGGCCAUGCACAUGUUCAAGACCGCUUCGCAACUUCAAUCCCAGAACCAGGUUCAAGCUGUGAGGGCAGAGAUGGCCCUGAUGAAGACUGAAAUGGAGACCGCCAUGUCCACCACGACCAAGCUCCUUGCCGACCAGACCGCGCACCUCGACAAGGUCAAGGAGACAGUGUCGUGUGGCGUUUGUUUUGAGCCUCUUGACGAUCCCCAUGCCCUUACGUGCGGUCACACCGCCUGCCGCAAGUGUCUUGUCCAGUGGUUCCGCUCGGCAAACGCGUACCGUUCCGAAAACAUUCACGAGGUUUUCCCCAACCAAGACCUUACGUACCGCACAAAAGUGUGCCACAUGUGUCGCGAGCCAAUCUACCGUCGUCCUGUGCGCAUGUUUGCCCUCCAGUCCGUCAUCGAUACGCUUGGCAUUGCGCACCCAACUCCCGAGCGCGACGAGGACCCCUGGAGGCUCACGUUCCCUCGCGACGUCACCGGCUAUGUCCUCGACGAUCCCAGCGACAACAUUGACCGCUGCCCAUGCUGUCUCGGCGAGGUUGCGUUUGGCCAGUGUAACUCGUGCGGAGCAGAGUUCUCGUCCGACGACGACGACGACAGCGACGGGGAGGACCUUGACGCAGAGUCUGAGGACACGGACAGCGAGGCCGGGAGCAUUAUCGAGUUUCUCGACUCGGACGAUGACGAUGACCUCGUUCUCAAUGCUGCACGCAACGCUCUGGGGCUUCCUCCUCGCCGCGGUGCCACCCCGCCCGAGCGUGCGCGUGACGUCCGUCGUACCUUUUCUCCAUCGCAGCCACCUGCCAUGCCUUCAUUCCUCGACGACAUUGCCGACGAGUCUGGCGAUGACGGAUCUGGAGACGAGUCUGGAGAGGACCUUGAUGGUCCUCUUCCUGGUCGCUUCAACCUGGAUCGCGACGACGACGACAGUGGCAGCGCCGGUGAUAGCGACGUAGAUGACCUCCACCGGGACAGGCUCGCUGGUCGCCCCUUCGCGAACCUCCCGCCCCCAGUUUUGUCCUCGAACUACGACUCGGACUCUGACUCUGACUCUGAGCGCUCCCCGCACGGCCGAAGCCGCACGCCCACCUUGGCCCGCCGCAACGACGUUACCGCCGCCGACGACGACGACUUGGACCUCGACGAGGAGGAGGAGUACGAGUCGUCCUUCAUCUCCGAUGGUAGCGUGGAGAUGCUCUCGGCUGACGAGGACUCUGAAGCCGAGGUGAACGGUGUGGUCGACGGCGAUGACGACGCCCCCGCCAUUGACGAGCUGCGUGCGCGCCGUGCCGCUCGCUUUGGCGCCGGCCCUGGUGCUCCAGCUGUGCCCGAGCCCGAGCCUCAGCCCGAGCCCGCCUCUGCGACUACUGCUUCGCGCCGCCGCCGCCGUAUCGUCGAGUCUGACGAUGAAGAUUAA
Apiotrichum porosum is the source of this 1926-nucleotide messenger RNA. RefSeq lists its product as uncharacterized. The transcript has 3 exons. Lineage: Eukaryota; Fungi; Basidiomycota; Tremellomycetes; Trichosporonales; Trichosporonaceae. Bases 1 to 1926 code for a protein of 641 amino acids. The record is from RefSeq and is a predicted model, not a curated record.